This is a messenger RNA of Manis javanica (Malayan pangolin), 2954 nucleotides long. It is a transcript of the gene HOXD10, whose product is annotated as homeobox D10. The record is from RefSeq and is a predicted model, not a curated record. Gene Ontology annotation, cellular component: nucleus. NCBI's taxonomy places the organism in Eukaryota, Metazoa, Chordata, Mammalia, Pholidota, Manidae. Gene Ontology annotation, biological process: regulation of transcription by RNA polymerase II. Gene Ontology annotation, molecular function: RNA polymerase II cis-regulatory region sequence-specific DNA binding; DNA-binding transcription factor activity, RNA polymerase II-specific.
GAUGAGAAUUUUAUUGAUCGUCCUGAUUCUUCUUAAUAUGUAUUAAUAAAUUCCACAACCUUUUGUACCUUGCACUUGUCAGAAACCAAUGCUUUUACAAAAUCCAUAAAAGGAAAACAUAUUUUUCUUUGCAGAAGAACCAAAUGACACCUUUGCAUCUCUUUCUCUUCUGCUUGGCCCAGACAGUUUUCUGAAACUUCUGGAGUGUGAGGUCGAGAGUUUCCUUGAAAAAAUUUCCCUUUUCCUUGAAAAAAAUCAUUUUCUUUCUCCCUUCCUUCCUCUUUGCCCGCUAUUAUCAGAGUGUGUGUGGAAAGGGAAACAUCGGUUUCGUUCUCUCGCUGGAAACCCGAGGGACGCUUUCGCGGAUAGCGAACUGCUGGCUAGGGAUCGUCUCCCGGCUGAGAGCUCCCAGCGGCCCGGCAGCACAGGUCGGGGCGCGGUUCCUCGGGGAGCUGAAGGCUCCGGGCGGCAGCCUACCGGGGCAGAGAGGGGCCUGAAGCCAGGGCGGGCGGGCCGAGGGAGAGGACAGCGCCGGGGCCGGCCGGGACCUCGGGACUCGGGGCCGGCCAGCUGCAUGGCCUCUCGGCCCCCGUGGCCCUUCUCGCCCCCGCUCCCUAGGACACCUUGACGGCAUCUCUGCUAGAGCGAUUUUUCCUGUGGACCUGUAGGGUGGGAUGUGUCAGGGCCCGGGAAUCCGACUCACCUUCCCAGGCUGCUCGGGACAAAAAUAACCCGCCCGGGUCCCCGCCCCCCGCCCGGGCCCCGGCCCUCUCGGGCGCGUUCUGCCUGGGUGUGUGCAGGGAACGCUUCUGUGUGCCGGCGCCAGGGCGCUCCGGCUUCCCUGCCCGCGCGUGUCCUGCCGGACGGCCCUCUGGCCGAACCUUUCCUUCCGCCUGCGGGGCCAGACGCCGGAGCGGGGGACGCGAGUGGCGCGGACGGGCCGAAAGAGCCCCGGCGAGGCGGGCGGACGGCUGAGAGCGCCGGGCUGGUUGUCUCGAGCGCGCACUAUCUCGGGCGCGUAGUAGAUGUCGCUGUUGUCCGCGCUUACGCGACCGGCCGGCCGGGCUCUGGAGCACGUGACCUGAGAGGAGGCUGCGGCUCAAGGCCAUUUUCAAAUCUCAUUGGCUUGGUUGUCAUGUGGUCGGCAGAGGCAUCCACAAUUACACGGGGAAUGUUUUCCUAGAGAUGUCAGCCUACAAAGGACACAAUCUCUCUUCUUCAAAUUCCUCCCCAAAAUGUCCUUUCCCAACAGCUCUCCUGCUGCUAAUACUUUUUUAGUAGAUUCCUUGAUCAGUGCCUGCAGGAGUGACAGUUUUUAUUCGAGCAGCGCCAGCAUGUACAUGCCACCACCUAGCGCAGACAUGGGGACCUAUGGAAUGCAAACCUGUGGACUGCUCCCGUCUCUGGCCAAAAGAGAAGUGAACCACCAAAAUAUGGGUAUGAAUGUGCAUCCUUAUAUACCUCAAGUAGACAGUUGGACAGACCCGAACAGAUCUUGUCGAAUAGAGCAACCUGUUACACAGCAAGUCCCCACUUGCUCCUUCACCACCAACAUUAAGGAAGAAUCCAAUUGCUGCAUGUAUUCUGAUAAGCGCAACAAACUCAUUUCUGCCGAGGUCCCUUCGUACCAGAGGCUGGUCCCUGAGUCCUGUCCCGUUGAGAACCCCGAGGUUCCUGUCCCUGGAUAUUUUAGACUGAGUCAGACCUACGCCACCGGGAAAACCCAAGAGUACAAUAACAGCCCCGAAGGCAGCUCCACAGUCAUGCUCCAGCUCAACCCUCGCGGCGCGGCCAAGCCGCAGAUCUCGGCCGCCCAGCUGCAGAUGGAAAAGAAGAUGAACGAGCCCUCAAGCGGCCAAGAGCCCACCAAAGUCUCCCAGGUGGAGAGCCCCGAGGCCAAGGGCGGCCUUCCGGAAGAGAGGAGCUGCCUGGCUGAGGUCUCCGUGUCCAGUCCUGAAGUACAGGAGAAGGAAAGCAAAGAGGAAAUCAAGUCUGAUACUCCAACCAGCAAUUGGCUCACUGCAAAGAGUGGCAGAAAGAAGAGGUGCCCUUAUACUAAGCACCAAACGCUGGAAUUAGAAAAAGAGUUCUUGUUCAAUAUGUACCUCACCCGCGAGCGCCGCCUAGAGAUCAGUAAGAGCGUUAACCUCACCGACAGGCAGGUCAAGAUUUGGUUUCAAAACCGCCGAAUGAAACUCAAGAAGAUGAGCCGAGAGAACCGGAUCCGAGAAUUGACCGCCAACCUCACCUUCUCUUAGGUCCGAGGCCCGUCAGAGGCCAGGAUCGGAGAGGGCACCGCGUUCCAGGGCCAAAUGCUGGAGGACUGGGAAGGCGGAAACAAAACCUUCAUUGCUCUUUGUUUUUUUUGUUUUGUUUUGUUUUGUUUUUCCUGCUAGAUGUGACUUUGGGGUCAUUCUGUUCGUGCUGCAAGUGAUCUGUAAUCCCUGAGUAUAUAUAUAUUAAAAAACUAGCACGUGUUAUUUAUUAUUUUUACAUCGUAAUGCAGGGUAACUAUUACUGCACAUUUUCAUUUGGGUCUUAACUUAUUGAAACUGUAGAGCAUCCAUCAAUCCAUUCAUCAUCCAGCAAUGUGACUUUUUCAUGUUUUUCCUAACACAAAAGGGUCUGUAUGUGUGUGUGUGGUUAGUCCAUGAGCUCAUGGCCUUUUGAAUACAUCCAGUACUUCAAAGUACUAAAAUUACAUAUAUAUUUAAAAAAAAGAUUAAGGAAACUCACAAGCUUUGGGGGGAGGGAAACUAAAAAAGCACAUUACAAUGUAUCUUUUUGCAAAUGAAUUUAGCAAUUGUCUUUGGUGGGAUGGAAUAUUGACGAUUUAUGCCUUGUAGCCUUUACCUUGUGGUGCAUCUGUGGUUUGGUAGAAUUACAACAGCAACCUGUCCUUUCUGUGCAUGUUCUGGUCGCAUGUAUGAUGCAAUAAACUCUGGAAACGAGUU